GUGCUGUAGACGAUACAGGCAUUGGAUACUCUUCAGCACCUGGACAUCUCCGUAUCAUUUCUGAUUUUUGCAAUAAGUGCGACUAAACAGUUAUUUUAGUUUCUUUUAAACAGCUCAACAAUCCCAAAGCUUCAAACUAUCAAACUUUUUCCCAGGAGGGCAUCGUUACCACACCGCUGAGUGAAUUACCGUUGACUGCGGCAAACUGUAACAGAACAGUCCACGGUGCUGUCAAGCUCAUACAGGGAUGGAAGCGAUAAAGCUCCGCGUUUGGGACAAGACUCACCGUGGAUUUACCCGUUUAUUUUCGCAGAACGUAUCCUGAUGAUUUGAUAGCGGACUGUUGAAUACACAACAUUUUAUCCUCUGCUGCAGCACCAUGUCUUAUAUGUAAAUUACACUGAGGCAAAAUUUGCGACAAAAUUGUGCUCAUGGAUUAAUCUGCACAUAGUAAACAUUCCAGCACACAGGAUGUCAGAAAACGUGUCUCUCCUAUCCAUCAAUCCCACAAGCAUUUGGGAAAACACCUCUGUCAUCCCCAACCCUCGGUUCCCUCCAGACUGGGAAGCGCCCACAUUCACCGUGGCCGCUCGCUUCCGAGUGGUGGCCACCCUUGUGCUCUUCUUCUUCGCAGCGAUCAGCAACCUCUCUGUACUGAUCAGUGUUAUCAGGGGACGAGGACGCCACCUGGCCUCGCAUCUGAGACCUCUCAUCGCCAGUCUAGCUUCUGCCGACCUGGUCAUGACCUUUGUGGUUAUGCCCCUCGAUGCUAUUUGGAAUAUCACGGUGCAGUGGUAUGCCGGCAACGUCAUGUGCAAGCUGCUUUGCUUUCUGAAGCUCUUUGCCAUGCAUUCUUCAUCCUUCAUCUUGGUGGUGGUCAGUCUGGAUAGGCAUCACGCCAUUUUGCACCCGCUGGAGGCUCUAGAUGCCGGCCGCAGGAACAGGAGGAUGCUACUGGCUGCCUGGAUUCUCAGCAUAGUGUUUGCUUCUCCGCAGCUGUUUAUCUUCAGAGCAAUUAAAGCCAAAGGAGUUGACUUUGUUCAGUGUGUAACACACGGAAGCUUUCAGCAGCGCUGGCAGGAAACAGUCUACAACAUGUUCCACUUUGUCACCCUGUAUGUAUUUCCCCUGCUUGUCAUGAGCUUCUGCUACACUCGAAUUCUAGUGGAAAUAAACCGCCAGAUGCCUCGUAAAGGAAAGGGUGGUGAACCUUGUCUGAGACGCAGCGGAACCGAUAUGAUCCCAAAGGCUCGCAUGAAGACCCUGAAGAUGACCAUCAUUAUCGUGGCAUCGUUUGUGGUGUGCUGGACGCCGUAUUACCUGCUCGGCAUCUGGUACUGGUUCCAGCCUCGCAUGCUACAGGUGAUGCCGGAAUACGUCCAUCACGCCCUCUUUGUCUUCGGCAACCUCAACACAUGCUGCGACCCGGUCAUCUACGGUUUCUUCACACCCUCAUUUCGUGCGGACAUAGCCGGCUGCUUGUGCAGGAGAAAUCCGAAUUCUUCUUCAAAAUCACUGGACAGACUCUCUGCAAGAAGAGGUGGAGCGAGUGGGGAAGCAGAGUCAGAUCUCGGAAGUGCUGACCAGCACAGUGGACAAGCAUAACGCUAAGAAAUCUCCAUGAGCUAUAGUGACUAAACCAACAUUACUUCAGGCAUAGACUGAUGUGCCUGCUUGACUUUCUGAACUUAGAGGUAGACUUUUGCUGAGACUUGAAAUCUGUGUCUAGACCUCUUUUAUGAUGCUAUGGUGUCAUAGUAUUUAGAAUCUAAGUUUGAUGUUUGCUGAAUUGAUACUUUAAUCCACCUAAAAUCAGAAUGUACUGUAUAUUGAACAUAUAAGCAACUGUCUCAGUUUGACAUUGUGGUUUUAAAGGGAUAGUUCACCUGAAUUGACUGAAUUUGUUUUGUCAGUACAAUAGAAGUGAAUGGGUACCACCAUUGUUUGGUUACCAAAAUUCUUCAAAAUAUCUUCCUUUCUGUUCUGCAAAGGAAAGUUAGUCACACAGGUUUGAAAUGACAGGAGGGUGAGUAAAUUAUGACAUCAUUUAAUAAUGAACUAUCACUGUCUGGACAUUUUAAAAGGAGAUUUAAGUAAGAGUACAUCACCAUACAAAAGUUUAGGGUCACUUGACGAAAAUGUUUUCAUAGUCUUUUGAUCUGAAUGCAAAUAUCUGUUUGAAAUUAGUUAUGUGGAUAAAAAUAUAUUGAAAUGGAUGACUGGGACUAAAUAAAGAAAAAGUGGCCAAUAAGAGCCCAGAUUAGAUGAGAACUACUUUAAAGGGAUAGUUCAUUUAAUAUUAAAAUCUUUCAUCAUUUAUUCACCCUCAUGUUAUUCCAAAUCUGUAUGACUUUCUUUCUUCUGCAGCACACAAAAGAAGAUAUUUUGAAUAAUGUUGGUAUAACCAAACAACACUGGACCCCGUUGACUUCCAUUGUAUGGACACAAAAUCACAGAGACAUUUCUCAAAAUUAGUGAUCGACUGAUAUGGGUUUUUUAAUGGGCAAUGUCGAUACCGAUAUUAAUAAAGCACUGUGGCCGAUUGGCCGAUAUAACACAAAUGCAAUUAAAUUAGUAAAUGAGAGACAUAGAGAAAAUUGGUGAAACUAAAUGAACAAUUAUUGUGUAUUAUGUUAGUAACAGACUUGAACACAUGAAGAGGUCCACACAUGACAUUAUAUCAAUUGUGGGCAGCUAAACAUGGCUUAAUAAAAUAUAGGAAUUUAAAUAUAUUAUUGAUACUUACCAUACAAUUUUUGUAUCUCAUCCACCAUACACGACCCAUUUUACUGUGGUCAUAUUACAUUACUAACUGAAAAAUGCCUGCUUUACAUCUUAGUAGCUAAUGUUCUGUAUGGUGGCCAAACAGAAAUGAUCCAUUUGUAAAAAUAUAUUGGCUGAUGCCGAUAAUUAAAAAUGUCCAAAUACCGUCCGAUAUAUCAGCCAUGGCAAUAUCACAACUCAAAAUAUAUUCUUUUGUGUUUCACAGAAGAAAAUGUCAUAUACAGGUUUUGAACCACACAAGGGUGAAUAAACAGAAUACAACAGUUUGUUAUGGUUUUGUAACAACACAAUUUCCAUAGUAAUUGUUAGGUUUGUGUUUCCAUAAUUUUGCUGAGUUUACUAUUAUUCUAAAAUGUAACAAAUAAAAUAUGAAUAAGGAAUGAAUGAGUGACCCUAAACUUAAGUACAGUUAAUAUUUGAAUCGGAACAACCAAAUGGCAGUGUCUAAGGCACUGCGAAAAUGUGAGCUAUUUGCCUGUCUGGAACAGGGUAAUAAAAACAGUGCCUACUUUAAAGUAAACAUGCAUAACAGCACAAGCAUUUAAAAAUUUGUUGACAAGGAUCUCUAAUUAAUUACAGCUCAGAGUCAGAGCAACAACCUGAGCUAAAAGCUUGUCUGGCGCCAUGCUUGUGUAACAUAUCCUCUGUGCUUCAGGUUCUGGAAUGUUACCUAAUGUUAUUCAAAACUGCCUUAGCAAAAUUUCUCUUGAAGAAAUGUUGUUGUGAAUAUUGUAUUUAUCUGUGGAAUCACCAUAUAUGGUUUACGCUAGUUAUACAUAUAUAUAUUAUGUUUGCAGCAGCAGUGUAUUUUGGUAAAGAUAUGCAUGAAUCUCCAGAAAGGAAUUUGUUGUGGUUCGUGUUUGUGUUUACUGUGGGUGACCAUACAGCCUUAAAGGGAUAGUUCAACCAAAAAAUACUUUCAUCAUUUACUCACCCUCAUGUCAUUUCAAACCUGUAUGACUUUCUUUCUUCUACAGAACACAAAGAUAUUUCACAGAUUGUUGGUAACCAAACAAAAUUGGCCCACUUUUGACUUCUAUUGUAUUGACACAAAACCACUAAGACAUAAAAAAUAUCUCA
Molecule: messenger RNA, 3864 nt
Organism: Triplophysa rosa
Lineage: Eukaryota; Metazoa; Chordata; Actinopteri; Cypriniformes; Nemacheilidae
Gene: gnrhr1
Product: gonadotropin releasing hormone receptor 1
Exons: 4
Coding region: 472-1605 (377 amino acids)
Biological process (GO): G protein-coupled receptor signaling pathway
Cellular component (GO): membrane
Molecular function (GO): peptide binding; gonadotropin-releasing hormone receptor activity
Source: RefSeq, a predicted model, not a curated record